Poecilia latipinna (sailfin molly) is the source of this 1349-nucleotide messenger RNA. RefSeq names its product DAZ associated protein 2 (gene dazap2). NCBI's taxonomy places the organism in Eukaryota, Metazoa, Chordata, Actinopteri, Cyprinodontiformes, Poeciliidae. The coding region runs from base 141 to 650 and encodes 169 amino acids. The record is from RefSeq and is a predicted model, not a curated record. The transcript is spliced from 4 exons.
AGAACGGGUGACGUAACCACUUCCACAACAACAAGAAGAAACAAGGAAGUGUCAAUCCGAAACCUGUAACAAGGCCGAGACAAGAUACGCAGAGCUCCGUACAAGCUGAUGUUCCUCAGCCUCCGAAUCAAUCCACAACAAUGAAUAACAAAGGUUCAUAUCCACAGCAGUCUGUGUACCCUCAGCAGAGUACUGCACCUGUAUACCCUCCUGCUAUGCAAAUGUCUCCUCAGGCACCUCCCUACACAGACACACCACCUGCAUAUUCUGAGAUAUACCAGCCCAGAUAUGUGCUUCCACCUCAGGUGCCUGGUCAGGUGCCGCAGAUGUCCUCUCCCUACCCUGGCCAUCAGGUGUACAUGCCCAUGCAGCCACACAUGCAAGUGGGUCCGGUGGGCCAGAAUGUCCCCAUGGCUUACUACCCCAUGGGAGCCGUUUACCCCCAUGGAUCAACCGUGAUGGUGGACGGUGGCUUUGACGCUGGCGCUCGCUUCACAGCCGGCAGCAGCGUCUCCAUCCCCCCCCCACCGCCUGGACACCCCCCUAAUGCGGCUCAGCUGGCCGCCAUGCAGGGCGCCAAUGUUGUCAUGACGCAGCGCAAGAAUAACUUCUUCCUGGGUGGAUCCAGUGGAGGGUAUACCAUCUGGUAACAGCAGCUACUCCCCUCCUGGUUCAUGCAUAAAACCCCAUCCCAGAUGAUUCCCCAGUUCCUUCUUUAUUCCAUACGCCUUCCUCUUCAGGCUGCUUGGCCAUGCCACAAUACUGAUAUCACCUAACGGAAUGUAAUAUUUUAGAGCCCUUGUUAAAGGUACAGUACUCCACUUCUGACCUACAGAUCAAAUGAUAAUUCUCACUGCCUGAGAGGGAAAAAAAGCUACAGAUUUUAAAUUUUAAGUCUCCAUAAUUCUUUGCUGGAUCGAAAGUCUUCGGUUGCUCCAGAUUGGACUUUAUUUCAGGCGUGUGUGUCUGCUCAGGAGAGCUAUUCUCCUUUGAUCAAAUGGUCACAAAUAACACUGAGAUAUUCAUGUAUUCCUGUACAACUUAGAUAAAAUGUUCAAAUAACAGACCUACAUUAUAUAGUUUAGCUGCUUUAUGGUGAAAGUAAAACGCAAAGAAGCAAAGUUACAAAGUCGCAAAGCGCAAACUAAAAGAAAUCUCCACUUGUCGUUUUUGAAAAUCUCUAGUGUAGUUUAAUUAAUAGGAGUGUAAUAGUUUUGUGUAAAUACCAGUAUGAUGAUCAGGGGAUGUUACCAUCUCUGCUAUAUAUUAAAAAAAAAAAAAGAACCAGCAUCCUGGAUGCAUUUAGUUAGACCUGUCUUGUCUUUUGCACAGUAUCAAAAAAAAAAAAA